Molecule: messenger RNA, 552 nt
Organism: Ostrinia furnacalis (Asian corn borer)
Lineage: Eukaryota; Metazoa; Arthropoda; Insecta; Lepidoptera; Crambidae
Exons: 2
Coding region: 176-361 (61 amino acids)
Source: RefSeq, a predicted model, not a curated record
ACAAUGAAUACAGAGAUGUCUUUUCGAGGAGCCCCCCCUAGCCCAGAUCCAGAAAUGCUUCCUCUUUACCCACCUUAUCCGCCCUAUCCGGCAGAUUACUAUCAUUACUCACAUCAAUACAUUGAUCCGUGGAUUCAGUAUCAGUAUUUACAAAAUUAUCAGGUUGAUCGUCAGUAUGAACAACAAGCACUACUUCCACCACCACCACCACCACCACCACAAACACCACAACCACCACUCCCUCCAAACCCGCCACCACAAACAGAGCCGUUGUCAUCACAACCAUCGCCGCAACCAUCAGCAGCAUUACCAAAACCAUCAACAAAUAAAAAGCAACCGAAACGAUCCCGAUCGAAACUAAUUUCUCGUAACCCGCCCGAGACCGACAUCAGUGAGGAGCCACCGCGGAUGCGCCUCCGAAAACUGCCAAGGGUGGAUUAUAAAAAAUAUUAUUAUAUACUCCCUCGGGCUUAGUCCACCACAGGUAAGAAACCUCCUGCACCGCUGAAGUUUCUUAAAAUGUCAAUACUGUAUAAUAAAGUGUACAUAAUA